Molecule: messenger RNA, 1122 nt
Organism: Lycium ferocissimum
Lineage: Eukaryota; Viridiplantae; Streptophyta; Magnoliopsida; Solanales; Solanaceae
Product: casein kinase 1-like protein 1
Exons: 13
Coding region: 1-1122 (373 amino acids)
Biological process (GO): signal transduction; endocytosis; peptidyl-serine phosphorylation
Cellular component (GO): nucleus; cytoplasm
Molecular function (GO): ATP binding; protein serine/threonine kinase activity
Source: RefSeq, a predicted model, not a curated record
AUGGAGGGUCGUGUUGUGGGUAACAAGUAUCUACUUGAUCGCAAAAUUGGCAGAGGAACAUUCAGCGAGAUUUAUCAUGGUACUGAUAUACAUACUCAUGCGGAGGUCGCAGUUAAGAUGGAAAAAUUCGAGACACAGUCGUCUCCUAAGGUGCUAUAUGAGGCAAAGUUGUAUGGAAUUCUUCAGGGAGGAACUGGAAUUCCAAAUACGAGGUGCUUUGGCGUGGAGCGAAAUUACAUUGUUCUGGUCAUGGAUUUGCUUGGACCCAGUCUUGAAUCUUCAUUUAAUUUUUUCAGUAGGAAGUUUUCCCUGAAGACAAUUUUGAUGCUUGCAGAUCAAAUGAUAAAUUGUAUUGAAUUUGUUCAUUCUAAAUCAUUUUUGCAUCAAGAUAUCAAGCCAGCCGAUUUUCUUGUGGGCUUGGGAAGGCACGCACAGCAGGUCUACAUUAUUGACUUCGGUCUAGCCAAGAGGUACAGAAACCCUUCAAGUCACGAGCACAUUCCUUACAGAGUUGGCAAAAAAUUUUCAGGCAAUCCGAAAUAUGCUAGCAUGUACACUCAUCUUGGUUUCGAUAAGUGCAGGAGGGAUGAUUUGGAAUCUCUUGGAUAUGUUCUUAUGCACUUCCUCCGGGGAAGUCUUCCUUGGGAAGGGAUCAAAGCAGUUACUGAGGACCUGAAGCGUGAGAAAAUUGGACGAAAGAAGGCUUCAACAUCUAUUGAGGAGUUAUGUCAGGGUUAUCCUACUGAAUUUGCAUCAUAUUUCAAUCAUUGUCGUUCUCUCAAGUUUGAGGAUGAACCAGAUUAUGCUAAUAUGAAGAGAAUGUUCCGUGACCUCUUCUUCCGUGAAGGCUUUCAACUUGACUAUGUUUUUGGUUGGACUCACACUGCAACUCCUCCUUCCCGACCUACUCUUGGCCCUGGUGCUGGUGCCGCACUAAGCUCAAACAUUCCUCCAGCCAUUCCCAAUGCAGAAAGACUUUCAGGUGAAGAAGGAAGACAAUCAGCAGAUCCUAUUCGAAGGUCUAGUUCUUGGCCACUCAUAAAUGCUGGAAGUUUGCCCGGGCAGAGGAGUGGAUCCAUUUUCAAGACUUGUGAAGCUGAGCCCCAAUGCCUCUGUCACUAG